AUGUGCGAGUCCAGAGUAGUAUGUUACCCGUUUCACCCGUUCAUGCUCCUGAAAGCAUGCCACUGCCAGUGCGGAAUUCAGUAUGUUACUCGGUCGGAGAAGCGGUUGGAGCUGGUGUUCACAAAACACCAGUGGGGGGGACCACCCACUACAGUCUCACAAGAUCCUGUGGGAAUCACUGCCGUUGUUGACACAGUCACAGCAAAAGUUCCACUUCACAUCCCACAGAACGGCUCUUUGCAGUUUAUUCUCACCGGGUGCUUGGAGGCAUUUGUGCGAGCGUUGGCGGACUUCACUCAGAACGGUUCAGAAAAAAGAAGGGUUUUGGAGUUGUGUAGCAAAGAAGGCUCAGCAGACUACAACAGCUUUGUCAGGGACGCCAAUGUAUGUUUGCUUGAUCUGCUUCGGGCCUUCCCAUCCUGCCUUCCUCCACUCAGCCUUCUGUUUGAACAUUUGCCAAAGCUUCAGCCCAGAGCCUAUUCUGCUGCCAGCUCCAGCCUUCAGCACCCUGGGAAAGUUCAUUUCGUGUUCAAUGUUGUGGAGUUCCCUGCACGUCCCGAGCAUCUGGCGAGGACGGGGUUGUGCACGGGCUGGCUGGCUGAUCACGUCUCCUCAAUCUUGCGGCCCCUUGGGACGGUACCGGCUUCAGAGCAUCUAGGCACAUCAGCCCUGCCGAAGGUACAUGUCAGGCCUCGUCCCAGCAGCACCUUCCACUUACCAGCCGACCCGUCUAUUCCUGUAGUGAUGGUGGGUCCUGGGACAGGUGUGGCCCCCUUCAUUGGAUUUCUUGAACAAAGGAACAUUGAAGAGAAAGAACGAGAAGCGAACCAGGAAGCAACUUUCAGAGAGACAUGGCUCUUUUUUGGAUGUCGCCACAAAGACAAAGAUUUUCUUUUCAGAGAGGAGUUGGAGAGAUUUGCACAUAAUGGAACCCUGAGCCAUCUGAUCGUGUGCUUCUCCAGAGAUGAGCCUGAUGCAGCGGGAACUGUUAACAGUCCAACAUAUGUCCAGCAUAACUUGCGUCUCCAUGCUAAAAAUGUUGCCAGCAUCCUCCUCAAAGAUAAAGGCUGUCUCUAUGUCUGUGGGGAUGCAAAGAACAUGGCAAAGGAUGUGAAUGACACACUACUGGAGAUCAUAGGAAAUAAACUUCAAAUCGAUAUACUGGAUGCUAUGAAGAUAGUAGCAGGACUUCGUGAGGAGAAGCGAUAUCUACAGGACAUCUGGAGUUGAGAAAGCACACAUACAGAACACAAACAAAUAUCGUAAUAAGUGUCUUAUUUGUGGACAGAUUUACUAGCUACUUUUUGGCUAUGUUAUUUCAUAUCUACACAACAGGUUUUACUGAGUGAUAGCCAAACUCAUUAACCAACUGCCUUUCAACUGCCUUAAGUCUCAAGGCUUUUCCCCUCCUUUUCAAGUAUUUUAAAAGCUUUUAGUGAAUUAUCUGAAGGUAUGGUUAAACACACUUAGAUUAGAUAUGUUUGGUCAAAACGUUUUAACUGUGCCUUUUAUGCUAUUAUUAAAGAGGAGUCCCACAUAACCGUUUCAUUCUUUGAGGACGGUUUCUGUAGGGUUUAGAUACAGCUCAGGUAAAAUAUACAUAAUGCAUCAGACUCGGAAGGCAGGAGGAUGCUAGAAACGAGAAACCAAAACAUGACAGACUGGAUGGGAAAACUGUCAGAAGCUGCCAAAUCCAGGAUCAACUGCAGCAUUUCCGUGUUUUUCUAUUCCAACAGUUUUUUUAAGAUUAGAGAGGAUAC
Messenger RNA from Sinocyclocheilus anshuiensis, 1760 nucleotides. Its product is annotated as methionine synthase reductase-like. Gene Ontology annotation, cellular component: cytosol. Bases 1 to 1230 code for a protein of 409 amino acids. Gene Ontology annotation, molecular function: flavin adenine dinucleotide binding; FMN binding; [methionine synthase] reductase (NADPH) activity. The transcript is spliced from 9 exons. Lineage: Eukaryota; Metazoa; Chordata; Actinopteri; Cypriniformes; Cyprinidae. Gene Ontology annotation, biological process: homocysteine metabolic process. The record is from RefSeq and is a predicted model, not a curated record.